Molecule: messenger RNA, 7761 nt
Organism: Anarrhichthys ocellatus (wolf-eel)
Lineage: Eukaryota; Metazoa; Chordata; Actinopteri; Perciformes; Anarhichadidae
Product: MAM and LDL-receptor class A domain-containing protein 2
Exons: 51
Coding region: 81-7283 (2400 amino acids)
Cellular component (GO): membrane
Molecular function (GO): protein binding
Source: RefSeq, a predicted model, not a curated record
UAGCUGGGGUGGAGCUCAUGCUUUAAGGAUCUUUACCUUUUUCUUUUGAUUUUCUUGCCAUUUGUGAUGUUUCUUCAAACAUGAAGCAAGUAUUUGUUCUGCUGUCAGUAUUGUUGGUCAUCGUGUCUUCUUGUCCUGACGGGGAGUUCAACUGCACAUCUGGAGAAUGUCUCCCUGCCGGACUCGUCUGUGAUUUUAAGGAGGACUGUAAAGAUGGCUCAGACGAGGAGUUUUGUGGGUCAUGUGUCUUUGAGCAUCACUCCUGUGGUUGGAAAGACAUGAGUGGGAACUCCUACCGCUGGAGUCGGCAGAUGGCAAACAUCACCUCAAUACCUGGACUGGACCAUACCACAGGAAGCCCGUUUGGACAUGUCAUGCAUAUAGAUGGCAAACAAGACAGUUUUUUUUCUUUGGCCAAUUUGGAGUAUUCUGUUGACAACCUGGCAGCUCUGGGAUGCCAGAUGAGCUUCUGGUACCAUAUUUACAAUAUGUCAUCAUCACCAUCAGCACCGUCCCUUAUGGUAACAAUGCUCGGAGGCAGCACUGAGAAACAGCUGCUGAAGCUUUCUAAAAUGCAGACAGACGGUUGGGAGAAUGCCACAGUUUUCAUUGGAAAUCAGCCGGGAGGAUACAAGCUGCAGUUUUCAUUCAGACCUCCAUAUAUGGUAGCCUUUGACGUUAUGUUGGAUGAUGUCAGCUUUGACAACUGUGGAGAAGGAGAUGUCCCCGCAGGAUCAGACCAACUCUCAUGUGAUUUUGAGAAGGACACCUGUUCAUGGUACCACGACUACACUGCCAGCCUUUUGUGGGAAAGGAGUAAUAAGAUAUUCAGUGAAGACUCAACUGCAAAGGGCUACUACAUGAUCAUAACUAGUAAAGACAACCUGAAUAUCUCAUCAGCAGCCAGACUCAUCAGCUUCCCUCAACCUGCAGGUCAAGUCAUAUGUGUGAGCUUCUUGUACCACAUAUUUGGCAACAGCAUUGGUUCAUUGGGGUUUAUUGCAAAGCGUUCUGGUGAAGCGGAGACGGUUGUAUGGAUGAGAAGUGGCACCCAGGGAAACAAAUGGAGAUUUGCAGAUCUUACCUUUAAAAGUGAAAAACCGAUACAGUUCAUUAUAGAAGCUGUGGUGGGUGGUACGCAGGGCAGCAUAGCCAUUGAUAACAUAAUGGUGUCCAGCAGUGAGGCGGGCUCUUGUCCGGCUGAGAGAGAGUGCACCUUCCAGGGCUCCCUCUGUGGUCUGCUGGCCCAACCAUCGGCAGACUUCAGCUGGAGCCGGAUCACGGGGACGUCCCGACCAGCCAACUCUUCAGGCCCAGCCACAGAUCACACUCUGGGGACAGAGAAAGGUUAUUACCUGAGUGCCCAGUUGUGGAGUCACCCUGUGGGGUCCAGAGGCACAGUGAUGACUGCGGUGAUGGAGCCCACUCCUGCUGAUGGGGAAUGCCUAAUGUUCUGGUACUACAUGGAGGGAAGUGAAGUGGGGGAACUCAGUGUUUCCCUUCAAACCCUUGACAACAGUGUCCCACUCUUGACCAGAAGUGAAGAUCAGGGGACGCACUGGAGGCACGGAAGAGUGACUCUGUUCAGUCCCAAUGCCCCGUAUCAGGUGAUCUUUGAGGCGGUGGUUGGGGAUGGACUGAGGAGAGAUAUCGCCAUUGACGACCUCACUGUCCUGAAUGGUGCCUGUCCCCCGCCAGGAUUUUGUGACUUUGAAAUGGACUUCUGUGGUUGGGUGAACAAUCCUCCAGCAGAGUCCGGUGUGGACUGGGACUGGAUGUCAGGGGACAGCAGUCAGUUUAUUCCAGAAAAUGACCAUUCCACAAAUUCUGCUUUGGGCCACUUUGCAUUCUUCAAGUCUAAUGGAGAAGAUGUUGCGCGACUGGAGAGUGAGACCAUGGAGGCAGUAGACCGAGCUUGCCUGGAGAUCUGGCACCACACUGAUGGUUGGCUAUAUGAUAAGCCCUCAUUCAUUACACUGACAGUGUUUGUGAACGAGACUACUGGACUGCGUCCUGUUUGGACUACAAAUGGAUUUAUGAAUUCCACGUGGAUCCAGGGCAGGGUGGACUACAAUUCAUCAGGGCCUCACCAGAUAAUAUUUGAAGCCAGCUGUCUCAAAUUAAUGGAUGGAAGCUUUGCGCUGGACGACAUCCACAUCAUCAGGGGCAGGUUUUGUGAUGACAUUAUCCCGACCACCACUCCAAACCCUUCCACCACGACCCCCACUGCUCCUGCCUCGAACAUGGACUGCACUUUUGAACAAGGUCUCUGCAGUUGGGUCCAGGAGGUCAGUGAUGAUUUGAACUGGACUCUUAGUAGUGGACUUCAAGUGGACCAGCCAUGGGAUGGACCUCAGUAUGAUCAUAAUGUUGGAAACAAUCAAGGUUUUUUCUUACUGUUGAAUGGAUCUGGGUCUAAGGAUGGGGAGAGAGCAGCCGUCUCUGUUCCGGUCAUCAAUCUGCCAUCACAUAUCUGUGUUGGAUUCUGGUACUACAUGCUCGGGCCUUCAGUGUCCACCCUGGACCUGCUGGUUGAGACGAAAUCCUCUGAGCUGUUAGUCUGGACUCGCCGGGGGACCCAGAAUCCAGAGUGGAUUAACGCACAAGUAUCCGUCAACAUGAACAAUACCAUACGGGUGACGUUCACUGGCCAUAGAAACACCAACAGUCAAGGAUUCAUUGCCAUUGAUGACAUUCGAGUGAAGGAGGGGGCCUGCAGUAAUCAGUAUGCGUGUGGGUUCGAUUCCAGCUGGUGUGGCUUUGACAACGCUGUCAAUCACAAGGGCCGCUGGGGUCGCAAAAGAGGCACAAAAUAUCAGGUGGAUCACACCUAUGGAACGGAAAAUGGUUUCUACAUUACUGUAAUGACAUCAAAUUCUACACAGAUUGAAGUAGCUGAGCUGCUAACACCAGAGUUCACCUCAGCUACAGAGAUAUGUGUGCGCUUCUGGUAUUGGAUACCUUCAGGGUCUUCUAACAUCCUCGGCGUGCAUGUGCUGCGGAGCGGGGAGGUUGGUGAUGCACUUUGGCAACGAUCUGGAGCGCCUUCCUCAAACUGGGAGUUGGCAGAGGUCACUGUGUCCUCCCCUGGAAACUUCCGUGUUGUGUUUAAGGCAGUCCAUGUGCCAGGCACCAACUCUACAGUGCAAUUAGAUGAUAUUUCUGUGAUGGAUGGGGCCUGCAGUCCUCCAGGCAGCUGUGACUUUGAGUCCGGACAGUGUACUUGGGUCAACGUCCCCAAAGAAGAUGGACAUGACUGGGUGCUGGCUAGUGGAGGCUUCCAGGGUCCACUGACAGACCACACAACCCAAUCCCCAGAGGGUUGGUUCUUGUUGAGCUCAUCAAUGCACGAGAACCACAGCAACGUAGCGCAGGUUUUGUCAGAAUGGAUCCAACUGAGAGACAUCCCCUCCUGUAUCACCUUAUGGUACCAUAUGGACGGCAGUGACUCUGGGACGUUGAAGGUAUACAUGCGUUCAGGGCCGUUGGAGGACGAUCUGGUGUUCAACAGCAACAGCAGUGGACGCCGCUGGACCAGGUUCUCUCAGUCUGUAGAGAAGAUCAAACCUUUCCAGCUGCUGAUCGAAGCAGAGACUAACAACGUAGGAUUUAUUGCCAUCGAUGACGUCAGUGUCACACCAGGCCCUUGUCAAGUAAAUGAAACAAAUUUGGGAUUUGUGGGUUGCUCAUUUGAAAAUGGAACAUGUGGCUGGGAGGACAUCAGUUCUGGCCAGUGUCGGUGGAUGAGAGGAAGGAAUGCCACCGGGAACGCUGGACCCUCUGUGGACAAUACAGUGAGCACUGAACUGGGUUGGUACAUGGCUAUAGAGCCUCAGCGAGGAGAUAAAGUGAGUCCUGCUGCUGUGCAGAGUCCCACCAUGAAACAGGCCAGCGCCACCUGCACACUACACUUCUACUACAACAUGAAUGGAGAGGACAUAAAGACGCUGAAUGUGCUGCUAAUUGAGGGCUCCAGGACCACUGCACUGUGGUGGCUAUCUGGUAACCAUGAAGAUUCGUGGCAUCACGGUGAGGUAACGGUUGGCCGAGUUCCUCAGGACUUCACGAUCCUGUUUGAAGCCUCCAGGACCUUCACCAGGCCUGGACAUGUUGCCAUUGAUGACAUCGGUUUCACCAACUGCACCCUGCCUGAGCCCCAACCCUUGUGUCCAGAGAAUAUGUUUGUGUGCAACAACAGUGUGUGUGUGGAGCACAACCAAGUGUGUGACUUCAGCGAUGACUGUGGGGACUGGUCUGACGAGAACGACUGUGAGCAACAAGGUGUUGUUGAGCGCUGCAGCUUUGAACAAGGCCUUUGCUUCUGGGAGGAAAGUGAGACAGCUGUAGCUGCGUGGACGCACCACAAAGGACAGGAAGCCUGGCCCAAACAUGGGCCUUCCAGGGAUCACACCCAAAACUCUGAUGCAGGUCACUAUGUCGUUCCUGGGAAUGUGGCUGGGAACGGCCAGACAUCAGAGACCCUCUCCAAAACUUUACUACCCAGCUCCAACUGCACUGUGAGAUUCUUCUACUUCAGCCUGGAUGAUGCUACAGCCGGACUGACAGCCUGGUCCAGGACGCUGCAGUCUGGGAGUGACGACGCUGUGUUAUGGCUCAGAGAAAACUCACACAGCUACAGCUGGCAGAGAGCAGAGGUCACGUUCUCCUCCUCAGUCAGUAGCAAGAUUGUCUUCAGAUAUGAGCCAGGUGAUGGUCUCAGAGGGCUGGUUGCGCUGGACGACAUCUCUUUCUCAAGGGAGUGUCUAUUUGACCCUGACAACAACAAACUGCCUGACCUAUCCUCCACCUCCGCCCCACCUGUAUCCUCUAACACUCCAGCCUCAACUGCACCAACCCUCCCCUGUCAGGAUAAUGAGUUUUUCUGUUGGCGAUCAGCUAGAGAAGUGUGUAUUCUGGAAACUCUACAGUGUGAUUAUCAUCCAGACUGCCCACAGGGGGAGGACGAGGAUGGUUGUGGCCGGUGCACAUUUGAGAGUGACCAGUGCCAAUGGACGGACACCAGUGAUGGACAGAGCAGGUGGCAGAGACAGAAAGCCAGUAAUGACACCGAGCCGCCCACUGAUCACACUACAGAGACAGGCUACUACAUGAGAGUGAAUUUCAGUCAGGGGUCCACACAGACUGAAGCCCGACUCCAGAGUCCCCCACUCCCCCCUUCAUCCGCCUACUGCCAGAUUCUGUUUCACUUCCACAUCACUGCAGAGACUUCUGGGUCACUCAGAGUGCUUAUGCAGCAAGCUGAGGGGAGUGAAGCAAUCCUGUGGUCACGCAGUCACAACACUCUCUCCCAUUGGCCCCCAGAGCAUCUGCCUGUAGGCCUGCACCAGCAGCCGUAUAAGGUUUGGUUCAGCGGCAUGAAUGAAGUGAUUCAGACGGACACGACUUCUGGAGAUGACAUUGUUGCCGUGGAUGAUAUCUCUUUUAUAAACUGUGAAAAAUCCUACCAACCACCUGCUCUGUCUGCCUGUGGCUGCUCCUUUGAAGUUGGUCUGUGUGUUUGGGUUCAGGGGGCUGAAGAUGAGCUGGACUGGCUCAGCAGGUCUGGUCCCACUGAAACCCCCAACACCGGGCCUGCAGGAGACCACACUACCGGCAAAGGGAAAUACAUUUACAUCAAAAGUUCCCGACCAAGUGUGAAGGGAAAUGUGGCCCAGCUGAAGUCUUUGAUGCUGCCACCUGCUGGCGAACAAGGAUACUGUUUCACAUUUUGGUACCACAUGUUCGGAUCUACUGCCGGCUCCUUGAGGAUGCUUCUACAAACAACUGAUCCCUUGACAAAAACAUUGGUGUGGCAAAAAUCAGGAAAUCAAGGAGAUGAGUGGCUGCUGGUGCAGAGCCACGUGAGCUUGCAGAAAGUCCACCAAGUGAUUCUGGAGGCUACAGUGGGGGGAGAAGCAGGAGACAUAGCCAUCGAUGACAUCUCCCUCAUCAGCGGACCAUGUCCUGCCUCUGAUUUGUGUGACUUCGAGGAGGGGAGCUGUAACUGGCAGCAGCAGACCACCGAUGACUUUGACUGGGUCAGACAGUCGGGCUCCACCCACAACCCCAACACUGGGCCGGACAGCGACCACACCACCAACACACUCACAGGCCAUUACUACUACCUGUCCUCCUCUUCUGCUGACAGUGCGGGACAGACAGCUAAAAUGUCCUCACCACUGUACCCUGCAAGCAAAGGAGCUUGUGUGCAGCUGUGGUACCACAUGUAUGGCAAAGGAAUGGGGCUGCUCAACGUUUACCAGCAGAGUGAAGAAGGGAAGCAAGCUCUGAUUUUCUCUCAGACAGGAGACCAGGGUCAGCUCUGGAAGUUCGCCCAGGCGUCUCUAAUGCCCCGGGUUCAGCCUUACAGGAUCGUGGUGGAAGGUGUGAAGGCUGGCCCCACCCAGGAGGGAGACAUGGCUUUUGAUGAUGUACAGCUGACGGACACUCAAUGUUCUUCUCCUGGACAUUGUGACUUUGAGAGCAACUCGUGUAGCUGGAGCAACCUGGGAGGAGGAGUCGACCAGGGGGACUGGCUCCGCGGUAGAGGAGCCUCCCCAAACCCCAACACCGGGCCCAGUGUUGACCACACCACCAACUCGACACACGGUUUCUAUCUAUAUGUGGACAGCUCAGUGGGCGAGUGGGGAGACAUGUCCUUCCUGAUCAGUGAAGUGUUCCAGCCAUCCACCAGAGGUCACUGUCUGACAUUCUGGUACCACAUGUAUGGCAACCACGUUGGGACUCUCAGAGUUCACAUAAAUGACAGAAAAACGCACACUGGUGACAACGAAGAAGGGAUUCUGAAGUGGAUUGAGACGGGAAACAAGGGAGACGAGUGGCUGGAGGCCAGUGUGACUGUUAAACAUAAAGAAGCAUUCUGGUUUGUGUUUGUGUAUCAGCGGGGUAUCAAUGCAGGUGGGGAUGUUGCUCUUGAUGAUAUCACUAUCCUCCCUGGCAGCUGCUACUCAAAGCCCCCCAUUGACCCGCCUGAGGAUAAUAAUGUCAUGUUGUCUGCAGGUCUGGCUGUUGGUCUGACUCUGCUGGCUGGAAUCAUCAUCUCCAUCUUCCUCUUUAUGCUGAACAGGACGUGUAGUACAAUAAAUCAGCCGACAAUUAUGAAUGACGACAAAAUUGAAGAGAACAAUGCGCUUGACCUCUUUGACCGCAAGAUAAAUGGCACCCAACAUGGAACUGAAUCAGAGUUUUCCUUCUUCAACAGUCUGUAUAAUCCAUCUCCACAUGUGACUGACGCCGCCACAGUAGCUUCAUCUGAUGCUUAGUCCAGAUUAACUUCAAUGAAACAAAUAACCCAUUUACCAAUUUGUAAAUUCUACCUGUGUUCUUGGAGAUAUUUGAUUCCCAUUCUGUUAUUGAGAAUAUUAAAUAUUGAUGUUAGUGGGGCAUUUUGCUGAGAAAAUAAUAGAUCAAAGGAUGUAAUGUCGGUUAUAUGAGAAAGUAUCAGUGACUCUUUAGUUUUAAUCAUGACAAGUGGAUUAAGAAAUACAUGAGCAGAUUUAUUGCUUACCUACAAACCCCUUGACUGAGGAUUAGCGAACACUGAACAUUUUAACAACGUUUUUUAGAAAAAAGAUUGAAACAUGUUGCAGCUUGUUUUAUGUUGUUGUUGAGUAUGCCUAAACUAUUUUGCAAAAAGCUUUUAGUCAUGUUGUUUUAAGAAACUGUACGUUGUAAAGACGGCUGUCUUUCUGUUCUGCUUUCUGAUUUGAAACAGUUUAUUAAUAAAUGUUUGUUCAUGAG